AACGUACGUGAGAUCAAAUACGACGAAACUCAUAAAUAGACGCGUUCUUGCGCAAAGCGGAGCAACGAGAGAGCCAAGUUAAAUAGGGAGAAAAAACAGAAGAAAAAGAAAGAGGAAGGAAGAACGCGGGGCAGAGAGAGAAAGUGAGAGAGGGUUUGUACCCCUUUUUGAACGCCGGCCAAUUAGGCUUCCGAGCAGCAGUGCACCAGGGCGCAUUGCACGGCGAUAGGAUGAUCGAGUGGUUCGAUGGUAUCGCCGCUCGCGUGCCAAGAUCAUGGUCAGGACACUCGAUAGUCCGAUAAGUAAUGCACCCAGAUAGGAUGACAGAGGGUACACGUUGAAAAGGAGAGGGAGAACGAUUCAAGAAGAAAGAGAGAAGUCGGCGAAAGCGGAGGAACGGAGAAGGAGGAGAAACUCCUCUGGAAGCACGAACGAUCUUAUCGCAGUGAGGUACCUGGCUCGGCAAUGAGCGUCCACUACCAAACGAAUGGAACGUGGUCGUUGGCUCUUGCGUGCAAGAACAACAAAAAUCGGAUCGCGCAUCGGCCCGCGUGCCCCGACAAACACUUUUUAACGAUAUCGCUCGCCAAGAAGUACGCGACUGCACGACUACGAAAUUCAUUUACUCGGAGAACGUCGAGCUGCCCCCGAGCGAACGAGGCAUUCGAGACGGACUUUCCUUUUCCCUCGACUACGAUUCCGAUUCCCGCAUGAUCGGACGUCUCGUUCGACCUCCGAUCGCUACGACUCGCUACGACUAAAGACUAUCGUGGCGCGUGGAAUCGCGCGAGUUUCGUUGAAUCACCGUUAUCUUCUUAGGCGGACGAAUGACGAGCGGACAAACGGCAGAGUACCGUACGAGAUAAAACAGGAAAACCGAUACGAUAGUUAGAGAGGUUCGCGCUCGCCGACGUUUCUCGUUUCUCGUUCGAUCGCGAAGCGGCGCGUUCCCGUUUAUCGCGGACGAACAUGAAUUCUAAUUAGACAGAGGUAAAUCGCGGCACGAGCAUCGUCAAACGAGUUCCAUGCGUUUCGAUCCGCGUUUCUGGCGAUCCUCUGGAGACCCCGACCGAGUACGCUUUGAUUCAGGAUGUCGUUUGAUCUUCGACCACGUGGCACGUUGGGGUAACUAUGCCGGAGCAACGUGAACGGGGUCGUUGCGACUAAUUGCCAGCUCAGCGACCACGUCCGUGAAAUCGGCUCUUCGACCGACACGAUCGAACCGAAGGAACGAUAGAGGAAAAAGGACAAAGGACUGGUCAAAGGUGGAACGGAGGGGAACGGAAACGUGGAUCCAAGGGGGAGUCGAGAGUUCCCUCACUUCAUCCCUUGUAAUCGCGAAACCGAGACGAAUGUUCGUUCGUCGACCGUUCUAUCGAAAGCCUGGCUAAUUGGCUGCGAACGAUUGCCUGCGAGCGAAGAAGAGACGCGAUGGCCAGCCGAGCCGGUAAAAGUAGGUGAAACGUAGGAGUCCGCGCGUCGUCGAUUCCCUUUCAUUUGGAUACGGGGUGCACGGACGAUGCACGAGCGGAUUUCGCUUCCGUCGAGGAAGUAACUAGAAGUAUUUUAGCGACGAAGGAACGGCGCAACCCCAGCGCGCGAUUCAGCGGAAUGUGCGCGCGCGUAACAAAAUUGCACGGAAACGAGCGAAGAACGGGAGGGAAACAAACGGCAGGGUUGAGUAGGCGGAAAGCGGAGUCGGGGAACGAGAUAAACCUCAAUUAUGCCGAUUGAGCAUCCUCCAAGGGAUGCCAGGUAGGGGAAGUUCGCUCCUCCUACUUUUCCUGCCACGUGAUCAAGGGCAACCUCCCUUUCUUCUUUCCUUCCUUCCUUCCUUCCUUCCUUCCUUCCGUCCUGUCUUCCGCUCUUUCUCCUUCUUCUUCCUUCCUCUUGGCAAAGGAGGAACAGAAGUGUGGCGUUCGGUCGUUGGAGCGCGCGUAAUUCCCAACGAACGUUCGCAGAUGAAUCGUCGCAGCGGACACGGUUGUGAAUCAUCAUCGCGAAGGAACGACUUUAACGAUCGAUUUCGCGAACCAACGACGUUUCACGGAUGUGGCGGCGGUGUGAGAAAGAGAGGAAGUGGCAAGGUGUAAAACAAUCGGAUCGUCGACGCGAAAUACCUGUUGGUCCGCGAAGAGGCGUUUUCAGGCAAUCGUUCGAGAAAGAGGGAAAGAGGGCAAGAGAGAGGGCAGUGGGAGGAAGAGGAACGAAGAGAGAAGAGAGACGUAAAGAGAAUCGGAGGGAAAAGGAUGGUCGAAAGUGGGAGGAAAGAGAGGGAGAUGCAGAAGCAGCCUACGGGCUCUCCUCCGUUUGACCAUCUCAUUCUAUUUCUUUCUCAGGUUCUCCGUCCAUCUCUGGUUCGUUCUGCGCUCCGUCUCGGUUCGUCUCUGUCGAUGUCGGUCCCUCGGUCUCGCGCGUCUUUCCAUCUCCGUUGGUAGUUUCACUUGCGAUCGUGCGUCCUCGUCUCUCGGUUUGAAUCUCAGGGUGGUGGCCGACGGUAGUGGUGGUCGUGUCUAGAUGGUGGUGGUUAUGGUGGGGGGGUAGUUGGUUUCUUCGUGCCUACCGCUCCCUAUCUCUCCUUUCUCUCCCUAUGGGAGGGCGAGGAGGGCCCCCGUAGCCGCGCACUGCGCACCGAGUUCAUCAUAGACAGACCGAUCUCCCUGACAGCUCCUCGUCGGGCUUGAACGGAGGUGGAAUCAUCAGAUUCUGUCCAUCUCUUCUUUGGCUCGCAGUAGCGUGUCGGGAUAACGAACGCAGGAACACAGGGACAACGAAAGUGCGUGGUCCUGCGUGGUCUCUUUCUCGCGAAUCUUCGGCCAUCGCGCUCGCUAUCGCGGUCCGGUCUCGGUUUAUCGAGCAGCCCUUCUCCCUCUCUUCGAUCUCCAAGGUUUCACCCUUCGUUACUCCUUUCCAUCGACGCUCUUCUUCCCUUCCUCUCCUUCUUCGCCGUGUUCGCGCGGACCCCACGUUUCUUUUUUUCCACUUCCUUUUUAUCGCAUACCACGUCCUUCCGUUCUUUCCACCCCUUCUCGUUUCUCUUUUUCUCGGCUCCUCUCGACCUCGCCACUCUUUUCCGCGUUAAUCCGCGCGCCGGUGACCGUUUCUCCGAUUCCAAGCGACACCGUCGUCGAAGCAACGUUCCUUCGCCUCGGAACAUACCAACGCGACGGCCGAUCGUUGGACGACACGCGCGCGCUCGGUCGUCGUCGUCGUCGUCGUUGCCAUCGUUGUCAUCGUCGUCGUUGUCAUCGUUGUCAUCGUUGUCAUCAUCGUCGUCGUCGUCGUCGCCGCCGCCGCAUAACGCGACCACGGGAAGUUUGCUAUUCGACUGUUUACACGGACGAAACGAUAGCCACGGUGGUACGCGCGCGAGUAAGAGAAAGAGAGAACGAACCAGACCAACGGUGGAAGAGGAAAGCAAGCCGAAGGAGGGGGAUGUGUGCGUGGGAGGAGAAAGAGAUCCCGGAGGGCGACUUUUCUUUUAUUUGAGCUUGACACUUCGCCGUGAACGCGCGCACACACCGGAAGUACCGAACCGCCGUCGGUCUUCUUCUUUUUCUUCGGCACGUUUGCGCGUCCGGUCCACGCCUCGACAACACCGAGCCCGAAUCGAGAAAUCAGACACAAUAUCUCGAAGAAACGCGGAUCCGCAUAACAGAACUAGUACUCGACGUUGUGGAGGGUGCGAGCAUCACUGACAGGAUGCCACGAUACGUGAGAGCGAGCGCGGCGAACAAGGGUGUCGCGACGGGCGUUUUCGUCGUCGGCCGAGGAUAAACGGUUCUUCGUCGUUCUUCCUUCGGAUCCGGAAGUGUCCUCUCGUUUCGUGGGAUGUGAAAUAUCCACGGGGCUAGAUCGAUCGCGGAAAAGGGAGUUACGCUAACAUGUUUAAUCUCGACGACGUAUCGGUGCCACGUUCGCGACGAUCGCAACAGCAGUGUCAGUGAAGUACGAGAACGAGAACUCGUCGAAGCGACUCGGAAGACGAAACAGACAAGGUAUUUUCGUGUUUCGAUCGAUACCAACAGUAUUUUUUCUCCAAAGACAAGAAAGAAGAAGCAACGACGUUCGUAGACCAAAGGUGAUCGACUAUCGUACCUCGAGAAUCAGCGAAAACUACUUCCGGUAGCGGAGAAACCAAGGAACGGGAAAGAGAGGAGAAGGAAAAGAAAGGACGAAGAGAACGGGGUGAAAAUCUACGGUGGUCGGUCGACGAACCGUUCGAUCGUCAUCGAGGAUAUUGUCCCGGGGUAGUUUUCGGAGCGACCCCUCGAAGCGGCGAAGCUGGAAGCUCUCGAAUCGUACGGAACGUCAAAGCAGAAGCGCCGGUGCCCGGGGCGAGGAGGAGUCCUCGACGCGUGCCAGGCUGCUGAUCACAGGCACCGCGCCAGAGACGGGAGACGAAGAGUAGGAGAGGGAUUCGAAAAAAAAAACCGUACAGAAACAGAGGAAAAGAAAGAAAGAGAGACGGCAUCGUCGUCUCUCGAGCGAGGGGUUCUUCCGUUCGGGUGCUAGGGGUGUGCAGCCUUGGACGAGGGGUCGCACUCGACUCUUUUAAAGUGGGCAAACCGCGCAAAGAAUAAGAGACGUCCUCGGGGCGAUGACAGGAUGCCUCCUUCUCGAUCAGGACGCGUCUACGAAGGACCACCGUCUAGGAUCGCCAUUAGAAUCGGACCCACCAUUGCCCUGUUGCUGAUUCUCUUCGAGAAUCGUCGCGCAACCUGCUUAAUGAGCAACUCCGUAGACGAUUGGGUGAGCGGCGAUGCCGUCGUCUGCAACGGUAUUCCAGGAGUGACGAAGGAGCAACGCGAGCUAUGCAACAGAAAUCCGGACGUGACGGUGGCUGCGAUCAAAGGGCUGCAAAUGGCGAUAGACGAGUGUCAGCAUCAGUUCAUGUGGCAUAGGUGGAACUGUUCGACCCUGACGCCUAGAAUCCGAACACAGCAGAGCAGCGUACUCUUUCAGAGAGGUUACAGGGAAACCGCGUUCGCGUUCGCAAUUUCCGCAGCUGGGGUGGCGCACAGCGUGGCCCGCGCGUGCAGCAUGGGACGGUUGCUCUCCUGCGGAUGCGACCCGUCGAGCUACAAGGGUAAGCCGCCUGCCAAGGCCAGGGGCACCCAAUGGAAGUGGGGCGGCUGCUCUCACAACCUCGACUACGGCAUGGAGUUCUCGAGACAGUUCCUAGAUACGCGCGAGAGGGCCGGGGAUAUACAGUCGAUGGUCAAUCUCCACAACAAUCAAGCUGGCCGCUUGGCGGUGGCGAGCAAUAUGCAAGUGCGCUGUAAAUGCCACGGUAUGUCUGGUUCCUGCGAGCUCAAGACCUGCUGGAAAGUGGCGCCGGACUUCCGAAUAGUCGGGAAAACGCUCAAGGAUCGCUUUCGAAACGCCGUAUUAGUCGCGCAGAGCAACGACUUGGGAAGCGUGACCUCUUUGACCAGAGUGAGAGGAUCGCGAAGGAGGAGGCCGGAUCGCCAGAGGCAGAGGAAACAUCGCGGAGGAUCGGGCGGCGGUGGCGGCGGCGGCGGCGGCGGAAACGGAGCAGGACGUAAGAGAAGACCGCGAGAUCUAGCCAAGCAGCUAUUUUACUACCAAAAGUCUCCAAACUUUUGCGAGAGGGAUCCAAGCGCGGACAUCCCAGGCACCGCGGGUCGGACCUGCAACAAGACCAGUUCCGGUGGAGACGGAUGCAGCAGCCUGUGUUGCGGCAGAGGUUACAACGUCGUGAGACAACGACGCGUCGAAAAAUGCAGAUGCAAGUUUCACUGGUGUUGCUUCGUGCAAUGUCAGAACUGUACCGUCGAGGAAUGGAUCACCGUUUGCAAGUGAACGAACGUUGGCAUCUAUCUUGCUCUAUCGAUGAUCGAAGCUUGGACCGGAUCAAACUACCAACGGAUUCAAUUCCGGAUUCAAUCUUAUUACAACUUUGAUCGUUGUCUCGUCGUUAAAAAUCUCUCUGUUUCUUUGUAGCAGACACCGAAGAGAACGAAUUUACGAGUUGAUUCGCUUUUGAGACGCGCUUUCAAGUCAAACGUAAAAACGCGACUCGCGAUGCAGAACGGCCGCGGUACGAAGAUCAGCCGUAACAGACCAAUUCGACACCGAUCCAGUGACUGUACUUUAUUCACGCUUAGUAUACUAUCGAGACGCGUCGCUUUAACGCCAAGAAUUACGUCGGAGUGUUGGUGGUAAAGACAACGGAAUAAUUGUUCUUAAUCGCGCGAAAAAUGUAAUUUAAUCGGUAGAUUAAGCGGGCCAAUAAUUUAUUUAUAACGUUGCCUCUAUUUAAUUAGUAGAUAAUUUGAAUAUCCACAGCAACUGUAACACCUCCGUCACAGUAUUAUUAGAAGAAGCAAUGUGCGUGUGUAAGAUUUGGAAUGGAUGCGAUUGUAUACAAUUUAAUAAUGCGCGUACAAUAAAGA
Bombus huntii is the source of this 6419-nucleotide messenger RNA. It is a transcript of the gene Wnt10, whose product is annotated as protein Wnt-10b. Gene Ontology annotation, molecular function: frizzled binding; cytokine activity. The record is from RefSeq and is a predicted model, not a curated record. Bases 4609 to 5826 code for a protein of 405 amino acids. The transcript has 4 exons. Gene Ontology annotation, biological process: cell fate commitment; canonical Wnt signaling pathway; multicellular organism development. Gene Ontology annotation, cellular component: extracellular region. Lineage: Eukaryota; Metazoa; Arthropoda; Insecta; Hymenoptera; Apidae.